UCUCUGGCUCAUACAUGACUUCACGACUAACGUUACACAAGUUUGGCAACUUGAAAUCGUGAAAAUUACAGUCGCUGCCAGCCGACAAAGAUGACAGAAAGCUCUGCGAACAAGCUGCUAAAUGGAGACGCUCGUCAACGGACCCCAAACUGUAAAAAAUCGAGUAAAAAUGGCUUCGUGAAGAACCACUGCCUGUUCCAACAGCCACAGAAGUAUCGUCGUCCCAGUGAGAAGAACCAAAAUGUUACACUCAACUCCAGCCUGUACAAGAAGCCCUUUGCGGAAUCAUUUGAGGAGACGCCUCUACUGGUGGCCGUGUUCACCUACAUGGGCUACGGCAUCCUCACCAUCUUUGGCUACCUCCGAGACUUCCUACGCUACUGGAGCAUCGAGAAGUGCCACGUGGCUCGAGAGAAAGAGGAGCAGAAGGAUUUUGUCCCCCUCUAUCAGGACUUUGAGAACUUUUACACCAGGAACUUGUACAUGAGGAUUCGAGACAACUGGAACAGACCCAUCUGUAGUGUCCCUGGUGCUAAGAUGGACCUGGUGGAGAGUGUUUCCCACGACUACAAUUGGACCUUUGAGCAAACGGGCAGAGUGGUGAAGGAUGUCAUCAACAUGGGCUCAUACAACUACCUCGGCUUUGCCGAGAACACCGGCGCUUGUGCCGAUGCUGCUAUUGAGAUCACAGAAAAGUACGGCGCUGGAGUGGGCAGCACUCGCUGUGAGAUGGGGAACUUGGACAUCCAUGAGGAGCUGGAGCAGUUGGUUGCUAGGUUCCUGGGUGUUGAGUCAUCCAUGACUUUUGGCAUGGGCUUCGCAACCAACUCUAUGAACAUUCCUGCUCUCACCGGGAAGGGUUGUCUUAUUCUGAGUGACGAGCUGAAUCACGCGUCGCUGGUGCUGGGUGCCCGCCUGUCUGGCUCCACAAUUCGGGUCUUCAAACACAACAACAUGCAAAGCCUGGAGAAGCUGCUGAGAGAUGCUAUCGCACACGGGCAACCGAGAACCCACCGACCCUGGAAGAAGAUUCUCAUCGUGGUGGAGGGCGUAUACAGUAUGGAGGGGUCCAUCGUGCGUCUGCCUGAGGUCAUCGCUCUGAAGAAACGCUACAAGGCCUAUCUGUACCUGGAUGAGGCCCACAGUAUCGGGGCCCUGGGGCCUAAUGGCAAAGGAGUGGUGGACUACUUUGGCCUGGAUCCCAAAGACGUCGACAUCAUGAUGGGAACAUUCACCAAGAGCUUCGGUGCUGCUGGAGGAUACAUUGGCGGCAAAAAGGAGCUGAUCGACUACCUGCGGUGCCACUCUCACAGUGCUCUGUACGCCACCUCCACAUCUCCUCCUGUGGCCCAGCAGAUAAUCACCUCUAUGAAGACCAUCAUGGGAGAGGACGGGACCACACUGGGUGCUGACCGCCUCAGACGGCUAUCAGAGAACACCACCUACUUCCGCAGGAAACUCCGCGAAAUGGGCUUCAUCAUCUAUGGCAACGAUGACUCGCCUGUAGUACCCAUGAUGCUCUACAUGCCUGCCAAAAUCGGGGCAUUUGGUCGGGAGAUGUUGAAGAGAAACAUCGGUACAGUGGUCGUCGGCUUCCCGGCAACACCCAUCAUCGAGUCGAGAGCACGUUUCUGUCUUUCGGCUGCCCAUACCAGAGAGAUGCUUGACACAGCAUUGGAGGCCACCAGUGAAGUUGGCGACCUGCUGCAGUUGAAGUACUCCAGACGUGAACAGCCUCUUCCCUCGUUCAGCUGGAUGGCCGAGGAGAGCCUGCUUCAGGACUGAGCCCUCUUCCUGUCAUAUCCAACCCUCUCCUUCCAACUCACUGUCCCUCCCUUACUUUACCUUUUCCUGUCUGAUAUCCCUCAUCUUCCUCUGAGCCAGUCUCUCCACCCUCACUUUGCCAUGUCACCUCGCAUCCGACUCCAGUGGACUCACCAGAACCAAAGUCUUCACAAGUCCACCCCACUUUGAAAGCUGCACACUCGCGCACCGCUCAUCAGUGUGCAGUCUGCGAACUGUGUAGCUGAUUUCACCCUCAGCAGGGGAGGAUCACCCACAUCUCUCUGUUUGUCCUAACUUAUUUGUGACUACAUCAGUCUAACAUCAAGCCUUAUUCCCAUGUGCACAUUGAAUGUGUGUCUUAUUUGUGCAAUAAUAACAACAAACUUAGAGUUUCUUUGUAAUUCAAACAACCUAGAGCGAAGUAAACAGAUUCUUUUCCAUGAGUUCUUACUCAUGCACCUGGAGAAAAAAGAAAUCUGAUCAUAGCUAAUGCUAUGAUGAACACGAGAGUAAAAACAUUAUAUAUGUAAAUAUUAUUUAUCCCCAUGGUGGUGAUGCUGCCUCAGGGUAGCAUCCGAUACCGCAAAGAGAGAUACAUUAUUUCAGAGGAGUAACAGUAGCACAUGUGCUCCAUAUGUAUUUAUCUGAUAGCUUUUAUUUUCUAAUCACUUUUACUUGAAGAGAAUAUAGAAUAUCGGGUUCUUUCCCUAACCAAAGGAUGUAUAUGUAUAGAUAUGUUUUCUACCUUUUUCUCUUAAAAAUGCAAAGCAGAUGUUCCAAAAGAAAACAUUUAACAGGGAAAGAAUCCCAGGGGAGCAAGACUAAGGAACAUUUGUACUACUUAUUUCCUAUAAAUAUUUUUCAGCCUUAUUUACUGUUUACACCUGCACUCAAAGAACAGUGAGCUCAGUGUCUUUAACAUUUCUACAAGCUAAUGAACGACAUGUGUGAUUUUUAUUUUUUAAUUGCUAAGUCCUUCUCACUCAAGUGCUUUCAUAAGAAUCAGUGUCGACAGUGACCUCUGAGCACGAUGACGCGCUGCAACUUAGAUCUGUAUGUAUGACGAUGGCGCUCCCGUGCCCAUCUGAUUUAUAGACCGCUUUAUUUAUUUUAAAUGUCUUCGUUAUUUUAUUUUUGUGAAAAAAUCCUUUUUAUCUGAAAGGCAGCUCCAAAUGUGUCCCUUUGUGUUUUAACUGACUACCUACACACUUCAAUGCCAGCACUACUGACAGGCAUUGUAAAUGCACAGAUGACGUAGUCACUGAAAUUGGCAAGAUUUGUAUUGGUAUGCUUCAAAUGUGAUUGAUUUGAUUUCAUCUUCU
Messenger RNA from Cottoperca gobio, 3107 nucleotides. It is a transcript of the gene sptlc2b, whose product is annotated as serine palmitoyltransferase, long chain base subunit 2b. Gene Ontology annotation, cellular component: serine palmitoyltransferase complex. The transcript has 12 exons. The record is from RefSeq and is a predicted model, not a curated record. NCBI's taxonomy places the organism in Eukaryota, Metazoa, Chordata, Actinopteri, Perciformes, Bovichtidae. Gene Ontology annotation, molecular function: pyridoxal phosphate binding; serine C-palmitoyltransferase activity. Gene Ontology annotation, biological process: ceramide biosynthetic process; sphingosine biosynthetic process. Bases 91 to 1785 code for a protein of 564 amino acids.